GAUAUCCGAAGCAUACGUACGUUGCGCACGGGCCCACCAUUCGCCACGUCUGACAUAUCAAAAAUACUGACGAAAAACUAAACCGGUUCAAAAAAUCAACAAUUUUCGGUUAUGUUAGAAUCCAUUGUGCCUGACUAUCGCAAAUCCGGUUUUUCUACCUCUCUGGAUCUCCUCUACAAAACCCACAACUAUGAUUAAAGGAUUAAAAACAGGAUAUAAAGGAUAGAAAGGAUAGGAUGAGUAGUCAGGAUGAGACAGCGAGCCUAUUGGUGGGCCAGCCGUCUCUGACUAGUGCCUCAUCGCCAGCCAACUGUUCAAAGCCGGUGCUGAUGCGUCAAGAGUGCACCACGUUUUUGGUCUCUUCGCACCAUCCCCAGCUGUCGGUUUUUUCCGACAGCGAGGAGGACGGAUCACUGUGCCUUGAGGAAAACAGCACGCGCUCGGUUCCCGACAUUGAACUUCACUGCAGGCUCGAUGUUAAGGGUUGCAAGCAAAAUUUGUCGUCAAACAUUCCAACUAGAAAUCGUAGCUCUUCGAACGCAUUUCAAUUGGCUCCGUACACGUCUUCAAGUCCUCGAGGCAUUUUGGAAAGAAGAACGUCGCAAACGCCAGCUUCGACGUUAAAAAUCGUACGUUCGGUAUCGAGGGAAAGUGUGCGUUCGAUACAUCACUGCACUUGUCCGUGUUUGAAUGCUCCGCUGCGAAAACCGGUUUCAACCCUUUCUAUCCCCGGUGCGGUGAAAAAUUCCAGCAGGGACUCUGGAGGGGGAGUAGCUAGAAUGCAACAGGAAGAACCUGGAGUAGCUUUGGUCGGCCAUGUGGACUAUCCCAGGUUUAUGGACGCUGACCGGACCAUCGGCGCCGGCGUCUACAAGGGCCCAUCGUCUGGAAGCCUAAAACACAAGCCCAAUGUGGGCUACCGUCUGGGUAGACGCAAGGCUCUGUUUGAGAAGAGAAAACGAAUCAGUGAUUAUGCCUUAGUUAUGGGAAUGUUCGGAAUCAUUGUCAUGGUCAUUGAAAACGAACUUUCCAGUGCCGGAGUUUAUCGGAAAGACGAAUUUUAUUCAAUAGCGCUCAAAACUUUAAUAUCUGUUUCAACUGUGAUUUUGUUAGGCCUAAUCGUGGCCUACCAUGCUUUAGAAGUUCAGCUUUUCAUGAUAGAUAAUUGCGCUGACGACUGGCGAAUCGCGAUGACGUGGCAAAGGAUCUGCCAAAUAACAAUGGAAUUGACCAUAUGUGCAGUGCAUCCGAUACCGGGACACUAUCUGUUCGUGUGGACGACUAAAUUGGCCAACCGAAACGGGGGCAUUGGGUCUCGAUGCGUGCCCUACGACGUGCCCCUAUCUUUGCCCAUGUUCCUCAGACUCUAUCUCAUAUGUCGCGUCAUGUUGCUGCAUAGCAAAUUAUUUACGGACGCUUCAUCAAGAAGCAUAGGGGCACUCAAUCGUAUCAAUUUUAACACACGCUUCGUACUGAAAACCCUCAUGACCAUUUGUCCCGGAACAGUCCUUCUAGUAUUCAUGGUCUCCCUAUGGAUUAUCGCCAGCUGGACCCUCAGACAAUGCGAAAGAUUUCAUGACGAAGAGCACGCAAACCUUCUUAAUGCCAUGUGGCUGAUAGCCAUCACUUUUUUAAGCGUUGGCUUCGGCGACAUAGUACCGAAUACAUACUGUGGCAGGGGUAUCGCAGUCACAACAGGAAUUAUGGGUGCAGGGUGUACGGCCUUAUUAGUAGCAGUAGUUUCCAGAAAAUUAGAAUUAACAAGAGCUGAAAAACAUGUUCAUAACUUUAUGAUGGACACACAACUAACUAAAAGGUUAAAAAAUGCAGCAGCCAAUGUUUUAAGAGAAACAUGGCUGAUAUACAAACACACAAGGCUAGUGAAACGUGUUAAUCCCGGCAGAGUCAGGACUCACCAACGAAAAUUUUUGCUCGCCAUUUACGCAUUGAGGAAAGUCAAAAUGGACCAGCGAAAAUUGAUGGACAAUGCUAACACGAUAACCGAUAUGGCAAAGACUCAAAACACAGUUUAUGAGAUAGUAUCAGAUAUGAGUACGCGACAAGAUACUCUAGAAGAUCGACUUUCAUCUAUGGAAGAUAAAUUAUCCAGUUUACAAGAGCAACUAGAAUGCCUGCCCGAGAUUAUUGCUUCUAGAAUUCAGGUUCAGGCUGAAAAAAUGGAGCAACGUAGAAAUUUCCUUCACCCCGAGUCGGCAGCAGGCUUACAGCAGGCUCGAAGCGUGCCUCCUGCUUGUCCUUGGCCAGGACCUUCUUUACCUCCUUUAGGAAAAACCACAACAACUUUGUCCAAUGCUGCAAGUUGAUUUUCUCCAUAAAGUAAACUCUGAGCAGUAUUAGGGCUAAAUUAUAUCUUUGUUGCGUAUUUUACGUAUCAUUUAAUUAAUGACUUGUGCCUGUAAAUUGUUAAAUAGCAAAAGUUUUAAAAAUCAUAAUAAUAAUAAUAAUAAUAAUAAUAAUAAACGCCUCUAUAGCUGCUUUAUUAGUUAAACGUAGUUUUAAAAAUUAAUCCUCCAUAAUAAUAAAUAAAUAAAAUAUUAGAUUUGCAAACACAAGUCUUAAACAUAAAGUACAUAACAAAGAAUAUAUAAAGAAUUAGAGCCUUAAUAUUAUAUACAGUAUUAGUUCUAAUAAGACAGUUUCGAACACUUGAUUGUAGGAUCUAGAAAAAUACGCCAUCGAAUCAAAUACUAUAAUCAUACUUAUCAUUUUAAAUAACUUAAAUAACAGUAUUAAAACCAACAAAAUAAAAUUGUACUCUGUUGCUGUGCCAAUCAAAAACAAAAAUGCUGCGCAGUAUGAUGACUUAUGACUAAGAGACCAAUGUGCAAACGUACAAGGUGUUUUGUGAAAUAUAGUUCGUAUACUGUGACAUUUGUUUAAAAAAAUCAAAAUUGUUUUUGCUUUAAUUAUGAAAAACCAAAAUUAUCUCAAUUGGUUUUUAGAUAGACGAUAGAGACGAUAGACGCUAGGUAUGAUUAUAGUAUUUUGUAAAAUAUAUUUUAUUUAUAAAGCACAUGAUAUGUAUAUGAUACACAAUUAAUUUUAGCGGAAAUUUAAGAAUGACUAAAACCAAAACAAAUAUUAAAUAUAUAAUUUUUUUUUAUUGAAUUUUAUGUAAAGUAUGUACAGUUUAAUUUAAGGUUUUUAUAUUUAAAAUAUAAUUUAUAACAAGCGUUUUC
Messenger RNA from Brassicogethes aeneus, 3200 nucleotides. The record is from the annotation of a GenBank genome assembly. NCBI's taxonomy places the organism in Eukaryota, Metazoa, Arthropoda, Insecta, Coleoptera, Nitidulidae.